Molecule: messenger RNA, 1965 nt
Organism: Mycena indigotica
Lineage: Eukaryota; Fungi; Basidiomycota; Agaricomycetes; Agaricales; Mycenaceae
Product: Release factor H-coupled R
Exons: 6
Coding region: 1-1965 (654 amino acids)
Biological process (GO): RNA processing
Molecular function (GO): RNA ligase (ATP) activity
Source: RefSeq, a predicted model, not a curated record
AUGCCCUCUCGAGCACUUACCGUCAUUCUGAACGCCGACAACAACAAGCGCUUCGCCUUGCUCUUGUCAACAAGCGAUAACGCGCGAGCGAGGAUUCUCCGCGAUGCUCAGAACAAGUUCCGCAUCAGGGGCCUUUCGGUGGUGUUCCUUCCUGGAGGGGAACCACUCAAAAAAGAAAGCGAGUUGCCAGAGCUUGUGACCCAAGUAUUUGUCGCGAAAGCAGAACCGUAUUCCGGUCCAGCUGUGUCGCAAUCAAAGGCAAGAAUCGACGGACCAGCGGAACUACGGCUUAUCGGCGAGAAAAGCUUCAUCGACGAUGCGGCCAUAGCUCAGCUCAAAGCCAUUGGUCAACUUCCAGGCAUUGUUCUAACUGUGGGUCUACCCGAUCUGCAUCCCGGAAGUCGUUUCCCAAUUGGCUGCUCCAUCGCCGCAGAGGGCGUAUACCCUGCACUCAUUGGCUCGGAUGUUGGCUGUGGAAUUGCCCUCUACGAAGUCAAUGCACGUCCUAAAUCAACACCAAACCCAUCCAAACUUGCUUCAACACUGCGAAGCUUGGAAGAGCCAUGGGAGGGCUCCGUCUCGUCUUGGCUGGCCGACUACGGCAUUACCCACCAGUCCAGCUUCGACAUCUCGAGCCUCGGAACUGUGGGUGCAGGAAAUCACUUCGCCGAAUUAUGUGUGGUGGACAAGAUCACAGAGGACGGCCAGCUGGACAUCGUUGAAGGUGGGCUAUAUCUAUUAGUACACACGGGAUCGAGAGGGUUGGGCUCUUCAACUCUUGCGGCAGAGACAACAUCCGAUUCGAAUCCUUAUAUUCCUCCAGACUCGCCUCAUCUUGCGUCCUACUUGGAACAACACGAUUAUUGUGUCGCCUGGGCACGCGCCAACCGCGACUUGGUCGCGUAUCGCAUCAUGCAGUGCAUAAUGCCCUCCAACGAGCCAACAAAACCGCGGAAGCUUGUGGAUGUCACCCAUAAUUCGGUCACGAAACACAGAAUAACUGUUGGAGCAACAACAAAGGAGCUUUGGGUUCAUCGGAAGGGGGCAGCGCCAGCAGAUCAGGGCAUCGCGCCUUGUCCAGGAAGUCGUGGGCAUCACUCUUGGCUUCUCCGUCCAACAGGCGAUGGUCAGCAUAAUGCGUUUUCACUUGCUCAUGGUGCUGGCCGUCGGUUUGGCCGUAACACGAUGCAUACCGGAGCGAAGACGAGCAAAGCCAAUCUCACUCAGACUGCGCUUGGCUCGGUGGUAGUUUGUGAGGAUCCUGCGCUUCUAAUUGAAGAACAACCAGAUGCAUAUAAGGAUGUUGACGGAGAGCACUUUCGGCACCGACUGAAUCAGCAGCAAGCCUCGCGAGUCAGCUCAUUCAGCACUGCUCCUACGCUCCCAAGAAACCUCUUAUCGGACGCCGUAUACUCACAAGACAAGCCAAACCGCCCGCGAACCACCCGGGAGGCGCUUUUCGUCUGCAAACCGGCAGAUCCAGAUGAAGGCGUGUUUACACCUAUCUCAGAGGAGCAACGGAUUCUGGUUUUAUCACUGGUACUGGAUAUGGAUAUUCGCCCUCCAAGGGUCCCGCGUUUGACUCUGCUCUGCCUCCAAUCGCUGGUGGUAUCGUGCUCAGACGAAGAGCUGAGUGAAUUGGUGUCAAGCUACAUCCCAGCUCAUUUACGACUCGACCUCAUGCGGCAUACUGCUGUCUCAAACCCUCUUACAACUGGCCAGCUCAAGGCCUUAUGCAGCGAUGGUUCUGUUUCGGGGGAACUCAUCGUUGUUGGGCCCUUCGCUCAGUUGACAGAAGGGGGUCUCCAAGGAGCACGACACGAUUCUCAUAACGAGGACUGGGAUGACGAAGACAGCACUUUGCCUCUUCCAAUGCGAACACUCCUACUUAUAUCCACACCUCUCAGUUUAUCGUUUGUGCUUGCUCUUCCACCCACGCUUUCGAAACUUGCGCUGAAUGCCUAG